AUGAACAAUAAAAUAAAAUCCAGAAGUUCGCUUAAAAAAGUGACUUCAGAGGAAGCCCAAACUGAGCGGUCAACAAGACGCCGAAUCAGUUUUAGCGGCAAAAAGUUUAUAAGAGAAUUCAAUACGACAGAGAAGCCCAGAGAUUACGACAACUCUUAUGAGAUAUCGGAUCACACCAAUGGCGACGACAGCUCGGGUCAAAGUCAUGUCACUGCAGCGUCGUCGUCUACACUGCAAAUUGCAACAACGCACACCUCAAUGCCGAUGCCGGAUAAGAAUCAGGAUAAGGAAAACGAAAAUAACACACCGCUGGUCAGUGUAAGAGAAUCGAUCUCAACGGAAUACGAUCAACAAAAUGGAAACGAUUUUACGCUUCAACUGCAGACGAGUGUUAAUGUGACGCUGAUGCCACAUGAAUUGGCCAAACAUCGUCGUCCUCGCAUGGAUUUGUCUGUAGUUCCCUUGGAUUCAAUGGCAUUCGACAGUUUAUAUCUAUCGGAUGUGGAACGGGAUAAGCUGCGUGAAAAUAGUAUGUUUAAAAUGCCAGUAAGUGAUAAGACCAUGGAUCUUAUGCCAUAUAACAUGGAAUUUGAUGAGGUGAAUCCCGCAACACCAGAACCAGGAAAGGAAAACCUUCAGCCAAAGGAAAGAGAUGUUAAGCAAAAGACAGUGCUAUUCGAAAACAACAACAAUAUAACGUGUGAUUUUAGUGACAUUGACCCACAACAAGUUGCUGCUUUCGAUAUGGGAGAUAAAGAUUCUAUGAGCUUUUUGCUAGAUGAUUCGACGUCCUCGCCGUUGAUACCAUUGGAUGUCAUUUCGGAAAAUGGCAUUAGGCGAAAGAUGAAUUUUCGUGAGCUAAACGAAGCCUUAAACUCUGGUCGUGUACAGCCCUUUCCCAAUGGUCCGAGAACGCCAACCACAUCGCGGAAUGUGAAGUCACAGCGUUUUUGGCAUGGAUUGGAGCAACAACCACCAAUGGGGACACUGCGAGAAGCCAUCAAACCUCGCGGCACUCUCAACUUUAAUGAGAGUAUAAUGAUGUCGCCUGUGCCUCAACAGCAGACCCACCAGUCCACAAAUGAACCAUUUAACAAUCGUUACUCCCAAGCGGAUGAACUAAUGCUGGACAAAACGAACUUUCUUGCUCACGCCAAAAUGGGUGAUGAAACGCAGUCCAGAAAUAGCUCCAAGAGUACAUCACGACGUGAAACAACCUAUGAUAACACUGCCAUGGAAUUGGAUGAGCUAGAGAAGCAGGAAGCCGCAGUUGCUGCUGCUCUGGAGAAAGCGACACGACGCCGGCCAAUAAACCAACGUCUGACAGCAAUGGAUGAAAGUGAUUUCAUAAAUUCCACUAGCCAGAAUUUCGUCCAUACAGAUCUGCAGGAUAAGCAACGACUCAGUCGAACGAUCCAAUUAAACGAAUCAAUUGAAGAGGAGUGUCUAGGCAAGGCACAAUGCACACAGGAACAUCAAAAGCUUGCUUUUGAACAGGAAUAUCUAAUCCGUAGACAAACAUUACACUUUACGGCAGCCAUAGAUGAAGAUACGGCGAGUUCUCGCAAGGAUUUACUUGCGAAUUCGUUAGCUCCUCGGCGCAGACAAACAUUACACUUUGUUGAAGACAUUGAAGAAGAAAUGCCAAGUCCUCGACCGGAUGUGAAGCAUCGGAAUUUCUUAGUUCCGCCACUCAAAGAACCGUCGAGCCGGCGCAGACAAACUUUACACUUGGCCGAAUCCAUUGAAGAGGAUGUUGUAAAGCCACAACAAGAAUUGAAGCCACAGGCAGGAAUUGCUGCAGUAAAACAGCGGACCGGACGUGGCAGACAAACAUUACAUUUGGCGGAAGACAUGGAAGAGGAUACGCAGUGUUUAUUAAAAGAUUUACAUGUAAAUUCGAUGGCUCCUCCAGUUGAACAAGCAGCUAGGCGACGCAGGCAAACAUUGCAAAUGUCAGAGCCAAUUGAAGAGGAUCUAGUUGGAGCAUACAAGGAAUUAAAGGAGGAGCAGCAACCCAGACGUCGCAGACAAACUAUACAAAUGGCAGAACCCAUUGAGGAAGAUCCACCAAAAGAUUCCAAAAAAACAAUGCCCUCAGCUGCUUUUGAAGCACGGAAAUACAACAGCCGUAGACAGACACUGCACCACGCCGAAGACAUUAAAGAAGACUUUGUAAUACCGCCGCCAGAAUUACAAUUAAGUUCAGUAGUAGCUGCAUCAGUGGAAAAGCUGAGCAACAGUCGCAGGCAGACAUUGCACUUGGCUGAGCCCAUCGAAGAAGAAGAACUAAUAAGCCCUCAGGAGAGUCUUAAAGUCCGACCAGAGGCAGAACCCAUUAAAAAGAAUAUAGCAAAGCUGCAGCAGGCAGCUUCUGCAGUGGAACAGCAGACAGGACGACUCAGACGAACAUUACACUUUGCUGAGGACAUUGAUGAAGAAAUGCCAAGUCCUGUUAAGGAUAUGCAGUCAAAUUCGUUGGCUUCUUCACUUAAAGAACAGCAGGCGAGCCGGCGCAGACAAACAUUACACAUGACAGAACCCAUUGUAGAGGAUUUAAUUAUACCACAGCAGGAAUUGAAGUCACAGCCAACUACGGAUGCAGAAAAUCAGCAAACGAGAAGGCGCAGACAAACCAGGCAGAUGGCAGAACCCAUUGAAGAGGAUAUAGUACAACCAACCAAGCCAAAGGCAGCGCCUGGUCCUGCUCCUGGACCAUUGCAGGAGAACAUUAUCCGUAGACAGACACUACACUACGCCGAAGACAUUGAAGACGAUCUUGUGGUGAUGCCUGACCAAGUGGCUUCUCCAGUGGAACAGCAGUGGAACAGCAACAGGCGCAGGCGCAGGCAAACAUUGCACCUGGCUGAAUUCAUUGAAGAAGACUCCUUCAGCUCAGCUGCUCCAAUUGAAUCCCGGCACAAGCAUCAACAAACAAUGCAUUUUAGGGAUGCCAUUGAUGAAGAGUCAGUUGUAAACAACAACAAACAGAGACAUACUUUAAUAAAGUCUGAACGCAUUGAGGAGGAAGACUUAAAAAGCCAUCAAAUGGACACCAAGUCCAAGGCAAAACCCAGGCUCACAUAUCAUCUGUCAGAGCCCAUUGAGGAAGAUAUUUGUAGUGGUACUGCAACGAAAAAACAAGAUAAAAGACCAAACAGACAGACACUAACCAUGUCGGAAUCUAUCAAAGACGAUAAGAGUUGCAUUGAUUUAGCAGUGGACAUGGCAAUAGGUAUUGAUGAGCAUCUGCCAGUCGCUCCUGCAACUGAACAGCGUUGCAACAACAAGACAAGAAUGACAUUUCUUUCCACCUUCGAACCGGAAUCCCCCCUUAGUUCAAGCUUGAAGAAAACUAAAGAAACUCCAGAUACUCCAGGGCAAUCUCAAUGCGAUUCAGCAGAGUGCUUAGCUCAAAUGAAGGCUAAACUUCGUAAAACGUUGGUAAAUCCCAAUAAAGUUGAAGGAUCUAAAAGCAUCUCAAAUUCGACAUGUAUGGAAACACCUAGGAGAAUUAAAACACAACGUGAUUAUUUCCCCAACACACCUGGUCGCUCCAUGAUCGAGUAUGAAGAUCUGGAAAUGAUAUUAAAUGAUGUGAGUGAAAAUCCCAUAGAGUCAGCUAAUGAUCCAUCGACCUACCAACCUCAACCUCAAGACAUGGAACUCGACAUGAACAAGUCAUCAAAUUCAUUGAAUAUCAAACGAUUGCCGAUUCACUUGACUCCAAACUUUCCACAGCCAAAGAAGCGCAACAUGCAGCUACGACUAACAAUAAAGCAGGAGAAUCAGAACAACUCUAUUCUUCAGUUAGACGCCUCAAGACGAGAUGGAGAUGAUUUAACGCCACAAGCAACAAAAAAAUCUCGCAUUCCAGUUCUUUGUAAAACCUUGAACGUAAUCUUACCAUGGCGAGAAACGGAACCAGAACCAGAACAACUAGAUGCCUCCGUGCAAAUGAUUAGGGCACAAAUGACGGAGAGCAUUUAUCCGCCGGCGAAUAAGAUGCAAUUGGAGGCUGGAGCUGGAAUUUAUGAGGAUAAUCCAAUUACCAUAUCCGAUGUGUCGAGGCAUUUUGCGGCGCAAAAGAAAUUGGCCAAACGAUCACUUGCCAAUGCAGCGAAGGAGGAGGAGCCAAAGAAUACCUCAAACUCAAGCGCUAGUCGCAGUUCAAAUGAGAAUGAGAAUAGCAAUAAAAGCUAUGCAAAAGCUCAUCAAAAGUAUAUGAAUCUAAGUGGAGAUACUGUGAUCCUUGAUGCGGCUGAAGAAGUCAUUGACCUGGUGUUGGAUGAUUGUGAAAUUGACCAGACGCGACUUAGUCUGGUGUCAACCUUGCUGGACGUAGAUACUGAAUCUGAAUCCGAAAACGAAAACGAACUUGAGCCUGACCCUGAGGCUUGUCUGGAACAACUCAAUCCGCCAACUGUGGCUGGAUCAAUGGAUGCCUGCAAGAAAUGUAAGCAUUGCAGACGCUCCAUGGAUGAGACUCAGAUAAGUGCAGCAGACGAACUAGCUCACAUAAAUGAUUGGAGUGCCAUAGAGGAGGGACUUAAGGAUUUGCAGCGUUUGCGAGCAAAGCCAAGCCUUGUAGAGGUCCACAGAUAUUACGAACUCAAGGAGUUGUCACGCCUCUCCAAUGCCAGUGAUGCCGUAAGCGAACCAAUUCUCGAUGACAACGACAAGGAAGAAUGCCUAACACUACAAGAAAUGUUGGACAUUUAUCAAAAGAUAUUUGAUGAAAUGAAGAGCAAUUUACCGGAGCCAGUGAUACCCGCUCCAUUCGCAAAACGAGUGGAUGCCAAAUUGCGUGAGCAGGUCCCCAGAUGGGUAUUUGAUUAUCAACUGCAGUGCGAUCGUCAAUAUAUAAUCACGCAUCGAAAAAUUACCACAUUCAAUAUGGUUAUCAACUAUGAACCGCUGGAUAUUAUGGAAAACGAUAUACGUGUGCGCAAUAUUCAAGCAAUGACAACCAAAAUUUUUCCCAAACGUUAUUGGUGCGUAGACGAACAUCUACUGGAUUUUCAGGUGAGGCUUAAACUGCCUCUAAACCUGCUUAAUCUUCUGAACGGCAACGAUGAUGAUGAUAUUGUGAAGUUUCUAAAGCACGUUGACGCUAUUUGCUUGGAGACCUUAAAGCUUUGCAGAGAUCUGAAAUUGGUAUUAGCUAAAACAAGAGCGCGCCUUUUAAGAGAAACGAAUCGCACUGUUGUGCGGAAAACUAUAAGAAAACUAAUUCAAAUGAAGGAUGAAGCUUACAUGCGUGUGGAGAAAACCCAUUUUCUCAUUGAAAUCGGUAAUGUUGAGCAAAUCUCAUUCAAGGACAUUCUGCAUCCGCCAUUGUAUCAAUUCGAUGAGAAGAUUCAAUUUUUACCCAAGGGGAUCGAAUUCCUGAACGUCUUCUUGGAAAAUCCCGAAGAAUAUCUUAAACCCAUGGUCGAGCCUAAUAGUUAAGCGCAUUCGUUACAGUUAUCUUUCUCUCUAAUUACGUAGUUUAUUUGUUUUUACUUAAUGCCAUCAGUUUAUUAAAUGUACACGUAAUUGAGAGAUAGAACUUUUAAUCAUGUAUUUAUAUUUAAGUUAUCAUUUUAGUUUCUAUUGGAUCGUUGAAAGUGUUUGUACGAUAGAAAUAAGUCGUCAAUUAAACUA
This is a messenger RNA of Drosophila innubila, 5646 nucleotides long. RefSeq lists its product as uncharacterized. The record is from RefSeq and is a predicted model, not a curated record. The transcript has 9 exons. Lineage: Eukaryota; Metazoa; Arthropoda; Insecta; Diptera; Drosophilidae. The coding region runs from base 1 to 5451 and encodes 1816 amino acids.